This is a messenger RNA of Striga hermonthica, 379 nucleotides long. The record is from the annotation of a GenBank genome assembly. Lineage: Eukaryota; Viridiplantae; Streptophyta; Magnoliopsida; Lamiales; Orobanchaceae.
CCAUGACGUGAUCAUGGAUACGAAACGAAUGUUGAAAAGAAAUUUCGACAUGAAAGAUAUGGGUGUAGCUGAUGUAAUUCUUGGAAUAAGAAUUAUCAGAACCAAAGAUGGAAUUGUCUUGUCAGAAUCUCAUUACGUAGAGAAAGUGCUCAAGAAAUUUAAUGCCUAUGAAGGUCCUCUGUCUAGGACACCCCUUGAUCUUAGCUUAAAUCUGGAAGCCAAUAAAGGUCAACCAGUUGCUCUAUUGGAAUAUUCACGGAUAAUAGAGAGUUUAAUGUACUUGACGAACUGUACACGACCAGACUUGGCCUAUCCGGUGAAUAAGUUGAGUAGAUUUAUGAGCAAUCCCAGUCAUGAGAACUGGAAUGCUUUGAAAAGG